UUAAAAAUAAUGUUUUUGAAUUAAUUGGGAGGGUUUUUUUUUUUUUUUUUUUUUUGGGGUGGAGGGUAAUUUUAGUUAUUUGUGUUUUUUUUAUUAUUUAUGGCGUUAAUUAUUGAAUAAAACGGAUUAAAAAUUAUUUGCAAAUUUCAAAAAAAAAAAAAAAAAAAAAAAAAAAAAAAAAAAAAAAAAAAAAAAAAAAAAAACUAUCGUUUGGAGAAUGAAGAAGAUUAAUAUGAUUUAAAAGAGCCGUGAGGACAGUGAAAACAAAAAUGCGAAUAGGUGUGAGGGAUGAGUCAGGUGAAUUAGAAUCGGAAGUGAGGAAAAGGAAGAAGAUGUUGGUAGAGGAGGUGAGAAGGAAGUGAGAACUUAAAAAAAAAAAAUAAAUAAAUAAAAGAAAAGAAAAAAGAAAAAAAAAAAAGGAAGAAAAAGAGAAAAAAAAAUCGAAAGGGAUUCCAAGGCACAUAUAUAUAUAUAUAUAUAUACAUAUAGAAAUAUAUAUAUCAAGCAGUGGGAACCGGGCGAGAAAUCGCUCGUCGGUUAUGCGCUCAAAUUAUGCGUCUCGCGCCUUGGAGCAGCGGCGGCGGCGUCAACGCCGGUGGCGGUGGCGGCCGCGGACCAUCGGCACGAAGAGCGCCAACGCUGUCAAACGUUUGCGCUCGUUGAUAAUUUGCCGGAUUUUUUCAUUAAUAAUUUCAUGUCCCAACAAUUGGCAACAAUUUAACAAUUAUAAUAAUAUACAAUAUUUACAUUGUGAACGACAUUUUAUUAUUCAGGACCUUGCCCUCAAGGCUUCUUCUCUUCGAAUCACACCUCCGACGGACGCCCUUGAUACAACUUCACAAGAGGAACUUGAUACGAGGCAAGAUUGAGAGUGUGUUUUGUGUUGUUUUUUUUUUAUUGUGAAUUUUCCUGAACGCAAAAAAGGAAAACCAAAAAAAAAAGAAAAAAAAAAGUGAAAAUUUUACCCUUUAUCCCCAAGUGAAUUGUGACUAAUAUUUAAGUGUUGAACGAAGAAAAAAAAAAGAAGAAGAAAAAAUCGACGUUUUUUUUUUUUUUUUUUUUUUUUGCAGAAACAGUGAUUCUGUAAGCGAUUGUGUUUAGAAUUUCAUAGAUAGACACAUACACAGGACCAGAAACGGAAAUUUCUCUCAGCACCUUCUUCCCCUUUUCGAAGGAGCUGUUGAUCUGUCAGCACUGCAACGCAGGAUUGACAGAGCUAGUCAUGUCAGUGGUGGAACGAGACGGAAAACAAGAAUUCCAAAUGAAAUUGAGAGGAUCGGAUCGAAGGUCCCGAUCGAGAUUCCGGAUCGAUGGAUCGUCGUCUUCAUUUUGAGAUAAGAGUGAACGUCAAGGAGCUGAAAAAACCAAAGCCGGGACAACACUAAUAAUAUAUAUUUAUAUAUAUAUAUAUAAACAAAAAUAUAUAUAUAAAAAAGGAAACAAAAAUAAAAAAAAAGAAAGAAACGAAAAAAAUAAUCAAUUUGCCGAGGAUCGAUUUUUUAAUCGUCGAUCCGCGCGCUUCACAGCAACGGCCUUUUCGCUGGCCUGGCCAGCUACUAUGCGAAUUGAAGCUCUCAGCGCACUCGUCGCGGUGGUUUGGCUGACCGCAAUCCUGUGCCCGCGGCUCAUUGCCGCCAAUAAUUUGACGCUCAACUUUUCUUCUCGCCGAUCAAAAGAAAUUCAUUCUAGAGGUCACAUCUCUCGUUGGACAGAGCCUCAGGAGGAGGUAAUGAUGAUGACGACGACAAUAAAACGUAUGACAUAUCGAGAGAUGCAAAAUAUAAUAAGAUUGGAGGGCGGUGAGGAUGGUGUUGCUGUUGAUUGUUGUCCAACAAUUGAGGAAAUGUCCGAACCAGUUGGUGGUCGCAAUCGUCAAGAUAUGUACGUUGAAUUGUAUCGUGAUGGUGAAAAUGCACAACGUUUCUUUGAAUACUCAUGUCGACCCGAUGUACUCGAUAAACCAUGUCGAUUUAUUGAUCGAAAAUUAAAUGAACAAUCAAGAUGCGUUCAACAAUUCUCCUAUUCUUAUGCAAUUAUUCAAAGUUCUGAAAUUAAGGAUGGAGAACACACGAGGCAUCAUCAUCGGCAACAUCAUUUUCCAGCGUUUCCCGGAAGUGCAGCGGCAAGUGGCUCAUCUUGGACAUUGGAUUAUAUUAAAGUAAGAAGUGGUUGCAGCUGUGAAAUUACGCCCAAACCGAAGAAGAAAAAAUUUGCGGCAAUGAAAGCCAAACGAACAAGAAGCAAAUCGCGACCGUCUCGUGACGAUUUAAAUGAUUAAUUAAAUUAAUUACUAUUUAAUUAAUUUUUAAUUAAUUAAUUACUAUUUAAUUAAUGUUUAAUUAAUUAAUUACUUUUUAAUUAAUUUAAAAAAAAUUAAUUAAUUAAAUUAAUUCAAAGAAAAAAAAAAAUUGCUUCUCUCUGCCAAAAAGAAACAAACACACGAAAAAAAAAGACUAUUAUUUCGCGAUAGUGCGCUAGUUUUAUAUCGCUGUUAAUUUUUUUUUAUAAAUAAUUUUUUUUUUUUUAAUUAUUUUUUAUUAUUUAUAUCCAAAUUAUACAUUUAUUAGACGUGCGGCCAGUUCAUUUUUUAAUAAAAAUAAUUCUAAUAUUCUCCCACUCCCACCCCCUGAAGAAAUUAUUUCUAGCCAAAAAAAAAAAGGGGGAAUUUUUAAUUUUCUCAAGAAUUUUAUUAGAGAAAAUUAAAAAAUAAACGCCCCUUGGAAAUAAUUUCACUUUUUGACACGAGUGUAUAUUGGAUUAUCGCUCUAAAGGCGGUUUUUUUUAGCCCCUUUUUAAGGACUAUAAUCUUUACAUCCGUGUUUACCAAAAAAAAAAAAAAAAAAAUGCCUAUAAAAAGGCGCUGAAAAUUUUUUUUCUCUUUUUUGAAUUUUAGAAAAAGAAGAGGAAAUUUUUUUUUUCUCUUUCUACAAUUAAAAAAAAAGGAAAAUGUUUCUCUUUUUAGAAUUAAAAAAGGAAAAAAAAUUUUUUUUCUCUUUUUAGAAUUUCAAGAAAAGGCAAAAUUUUUCUCUCCUUUUAAAAAUUCCAAAAACAAAAAAGGAAAAAAUUUUCUUUUUUAGAAUUAAAAAAAAAAAAAAGAAAAAAAAAAGUAGAGAGGCCUUUGAAACUCGUUACCACGUGAAACUGGACGUCGAUUUUAAAGAAAAGAAAAAAAAAUAAAAAAAAAAAACAUGACAAAAAAAAUAACCCCGCGUAGUGUAUUAAAAAAUAAAAAAAAAAAAUUGUAUUGUUCUAGGUCUCUAUUUAACGAUUCGUGUUAUCGUUAUUCGUGUUCUAAUUUAUGUAAAAUAUAUAUAGAAAAAGAAAAAAAAUACGCUCCGCUACAAAUUAAUUGCAGAAUAGUCGAAAGUCAUCGAAAAACGAAAACAAAAAAAAAAAGAAAUUAUAUUAAAGAGUAGAAAAAAAAGCGAAUCUAUGUUUAAUAUAUUAUAUAAAUAUAUAUAUAUAGUCAAUGGCAGGGAAUGAUAAAAAUUCUCGUUUAGAAAAAAGAAGCUUUUUCUGCCUUUUUAGAAUUUUGUUUUUUUCAAUUUUUUAUUUAUUUUAUUUUUUUUUUUUUUAUUCGCUUUCUGUGUAUAUUAUUACAGGUAAAUUUUACGACUUUUGCAAUUCUGUACUGCCAUGUAAACUUUGUACAUAAAAACGACAUUAACUAAAAAGUAAAUUUUUUUUCUUGUUUGGUUUUUUUUUCAAAAAAAAAAAAAAAGAAA
Messenger RNA from Leptopilina boulardi, 3725 nucleotides. RefSeq lists its product as uncharacterized. Bases 1559 to 2278 code for a protein of 239 amino acids. Lineage: Eukaryota; Metazoa; Arthropoda; Insecta; Hymenoptera; Figitidae. The record is from RefSeq and is a predicted model, not a curated record. The transcript has 8 exons.